GCGACACCGUCGAGAUGCAAGCAUGUCGCGCCCAAGCUGCACGAUGUCUUUGCCACGGAGGGUGUGGCGGGUCUGUAUUCCACGGGCGGGUUCGAGGUUGCGUACACCAAAUACCAAUCUUGGUGUUUGGAUGAACUGAACAGAUUGACGGAAGGGACCAAGUACGAAGGCAUCGAGGUCAAAGACGUAGCCAUCAUGACGUCCCGCGAGCCCGAGCUCGCCGCCAUCUUCAACUACGCCUCCAUGGCGCACAACAACCACUUCUUCUUCGACGGCCUCGCCCCGCAGGGCGGCAAGGACCCCGCCGAGUACAUGCCCAGCGCCCUCAAGACGGAGCUCGAGGCCUCCUUCGGCAGCCUCGAGACCCUCCAGCGCGAGCUCGUCCUGACCGCCAACGCCAUGUUCGGCCCGGGCUUCGUCUGGCUCGUCCGCGCCACCGACGGCCACAGCGCCCAGCGGUUCCCCUUCCGCGUCCUGUCCACCUACCUCGCCGGCUCCCCGUACCCGGCCGCCCACUGGCGCAAGCAGGGCACCGACAUGAACGCCCACGGCGGCAUCACCGACAGCGCCGGCGAGACCAUCAGGCACUACUUUGACAUGCAGAACAUAGGCCAGGGCCGCGCUCCCUUGCACGGAAGCGCUGCUGCUGCUGCUGCUGGUGGUGGUGGUGGUGGCAGUAUCCUCAACAAGGAGAGCGCCAAGAACCCCGGCGGCGCCAGCCUCGUCCCCGUGCUGUGCGUCAGCACCUGGGAGCACGCCUGGCUGUACGACUGGGACGUCGGCGGUAAGCUGGCCUACCUGACCGCGUGGUGGGAUAUCAUCAACUGGGGCAAGGUCGCUGAGAGGGCGAGCCUG
Cryphonectria parasitica EP155 is the source of this 855-nucleotide messenger RNA. RefSeq lists its product as uncharacterized. The annotation marks the transcript as partial. The transcript has 2 exons. Gene Ontology annotation, molecular function: metal ion binding; superoxide dismutase activity. Gene Ontology annotation, biological process: superoxide metabolic process. The record is from RefSeq and is a predicted model, not a curated record. Lineage: Eukaryota; Fungi; Ascomycota; Sordariomycetes; Diaporthales; Cryphonectriaceae.